AAGUUCUCUUCUAGGUUUUCCUAGGAGAAUUCCACCCUUUUCCAUUCUGGGGAGAAGAAGUUAAAAUUAGGGCCAGCCCUGCUGUACUGGUGUGCCAGAUGCAGGGAAGCUGUCCCCAGAAAUAAGCUGGUUCCCACCGCGGAUGGGCGGGGCGGGGCGCCUCCAGUCCCGGCCCAUCGGAGGGGCUGCUCAAAGGCCUGCCCCCUCCAAGUGUCUGCAAGGGGUCUGGUCCCAAGCUUUAAAACCCUGAGCCGAGGCGCUGCAUCCCCACCUCUCCUCUCCCGGCCAGUCCUAGCUGGUUUUUCAAAAGUGUGCAAUUGUCUCCUUCCCGCCCAGCCCCAAUCCUCGCCCGGGACCAGCUGUGCGCCAGGCCGGCUUCACUCAGGACGCGAUCUGACCCGCGGCUGACCGAGCGGCGUGCACCAGUCAAGCACCCCAGCUUUCCGCUCGGCUUCCCGAGCCGCUCCGCAAAGUUGGGCAGCUCCAAGCGCACGCUCAGCCUCUCGACUUCUCCCUCCCCGGGUCCCCGGCGCCCCCGCUCCGGUUUACCGGAGCAGCCGGUCCCAGCGGGCUGGCAGCUCGCACCCCUUUCCGGUCGUCCUUCCUCCCCGAAGCGCGACCAUGCUGCUAAGGGGCGUCCUCCUGGCAAUGCAAGCCCUGCAGCUUGCGAGCGCCCUGGACCUGCCCGCCGGGUCCUGCGCCUUUGAAGAAAACACCUGUGGCUUUGACUCGGCGUUCGCGUUCCAGCCCUGGAUUUUAAACGAGGAAGGCCACUACAUUUAUGUGGACACCUCCUUUGCCAAGCAGGGGGAAAAAGCUGUGCUGCUAAGUUCUGACCUACAGGCUGAGGAAUGGAGCUGUCUCCGACUGGUCUACCAGAUAACCACGUCUCCAGGGUCAUCAGACACCAGCCGGCUGAACCUCUAUGUGAGAUUUGAAGAUGAAAGUUUUGAUCGCUUGCUUUGGUCUGCUAAGGAACCUUCAGACAGCUGGCUCAUAGCCAGCUUGGAUUUACAAAACAGUUCCAAGAUAUUCAAGAUUUUAAUAGAAGGUGUGCUCGGACAGGGAAACACGGCCAGCAUCGCACUCUUUGAAAUCAAGGUGACAACCGGCUACUGUAUUGAAUGUGACUUUGAAGAAAAUCAUCUCUGUGGCUUUGUGAACCACUGGAACCCCAACGUGAACUGGUUUGUCGGAGGAGGAAACAUUCGGAACUCCCCUUCCAUUCUCCCGCAGGAUCACACCUUCAAGAGUGAACUGGGCCACUACAUGUACGUGGACUCAGUGUACGUCAAGCACUUCCAGGAGGUGGCGCAGCUCAUCUCCCCGAUGACCACGGCCCCCAUGUCCGGCUGCCUGUCAUUUUAUUACCAACUCCAGCAGGGGAAUGACAAUAGCUUCUCCCUCUAUACUCGGGAUGGGGCCGGCCUUUAUGAGGAAAUCUGGAAAAUGGACCAGCCAGGGAAUGCUGCCUGGAAUCUGGCUGAGGUGGAGUUCAGUGCGCCGUACCCCAUGGAGGUUAUUUUUGAAGUUGCUUUCAAUGGUCCUAAAGGAGGAUAUGUUGCUCUGGAUGACAUUUCUUUCUCUCCUGUUCACUGCCAGAAUCAGACAAAGCUUCCUUUCAGUGCCGUGGAAGCCAGUUGCAAUUUUGAGGAAGAUCUCUGCAACUUUUAUCAAGAUAAAGAAGGUCCAGGCUGGACCCGGGUGAAAGUAAAACCAAACAUGUAUCGGACCGGAGACCACACAUCAGGCAUCGGGUACUACUUGCUGGCCAACACAAAGUUUACAUCUCAGCCUGGCUACAUCGGAAGGCUCUACGGUCCCUCCCUGCCAGGAAACUUGCAGUAUUGUCUAUGUUUUUAUUAUGCCAUCUAUGGGUUUUUAAAAAUGAGUGACACCCUGGCAGUUUAUAUCUUUGAAGAGAACCACGUAGUUCAAGAGAAAAUUUGGUCUGUGCUGGAGUCUCCAAGGGGUGUUUGGAUGCAAGCUGAAAUCACCUUCAAGAAACCCAUGCCUUCCAAGGUGGUUUUCAUGAGCCUUUGCAAAAGUUUUUGGGACUGUGGCCUGGUAGCCUUGGACGACAUUACAAUAGAAUUGGGAAGCUGCUCGUCUCCAGAGAGGCUUCCACCAGCACCUGGAGAGUGUACUUUCGAACAAGAUGAGUGUGCAUUUACCCAGGAGAGAAGAGACCGGAGCAGCUGGUACAGAAGGAGGGGAGAGACGCCCACCUCCUACACGGGACCUAAGGGAGAUCACACUACUGGGGUAGGCUACUACAUGUACAUCGAGGCCUCCCACAUGGUGUAUGGACAAAAAGCACAGCUCUUGUCCUGGCCUCUGAGAGGAGUCGCCAGAAAACAGUGCUUGACCUUUUUCUACCACAUGUAUGGAGCAGGGACCGGCCUGCUGAGUGUUUAUCUGAAGAGGGAAGGUGAGAGUGAAGAGUCCCUCUUAUGGAGAAGACGAGGUGAACAGAGCAUCUCCUGGCUGCGAGGGCUGAUUGAAUACAGUUGUGAGAGGCAACACCAGGUAAUUUUUGAAGCCAUUCGGGGACCGUCUGUGAGAAGUGAUAUUGCCAUUGAUGAUGUUAAAUUCCAAGCAGGACCCUGCACAGAAAUGGAAGAUUUAACUCAGCAAUCAUCAGGAUAUUCUGAGGAUUUAAACGAAAUUGAGUUUUAAGAAAUGAUCUGAAUUGGAUCAACUAAACAAGAGCCAUACCUCUCUUCCAUCGAAAUGAAAGCAGAACGAAUGAAUACUGGACAGUCUUAACCAUUUCAUAAGUUAUAAAAUGACUUCACAGCACAGCACUCUUUUUCAUUACUUUUGCAAAAAAUACUGACUCAGGGCUUUUUGUUUUGUUUUGUUUUGUUUCCUUUUCUGCGUAUGACAACUGUUAUGAAAGUACAGGAUGUUGAUUUUGCAAAGAUCACUCCUCUUAAUUUUGGUUCCAGUUAAAAAUGCAAAUGUACUGUAUUGCAGUCAUUUUAAAGUAUGCAAAUGAAGGGCACAAGCAAAAUGAGAUGUGCUCAUUUAACUCUGCAUUCAGUGAAUGUAUUGGGAGGAGACUAAGUCUUGCAGGUUUCUUUUUGAAUUUCAAGCAUCAUUAAUUAUUUUUAAAGUAAUAAUAUGAGGUGUCAGUAGUAUCUGCAGAAUGAAUGCAGUUUUUUUCAUGGUAACAAGUCAGUCUAAGAAAAUAAAAUCUUCUUGCCUAUGUUUUAUUCAUAGAAAGGGAGAUUUAAUUUUUUUGGAGUAUUAAUUUUUAAGUAUUUUUACCAUAUGUGAUAACAAAGGGUCUUUUCAUGAAUGUCCCAGGGUAAGUCAGUAUUAAUUAAUGCUGUAUUACAAGGCAAAUGCUACCUUCUUUUUUCCCCCUUUGAACUCCUUUGAAAGUCACUCUGAACACAUGGAUUAGAAAUUGCACUCUUUUUUUGUGAAGCAAGCUUGAAAAUGUUUAUGGACAUACACCCAAAAUUUUUUAGGAUAUGUUAAGCAAUUUUACCAGGUUUUUUUAUUAAAUGGUUUGGUAAGGUUUUGAGUAAUAUGAAUUCAGGCAGAUAUACUAAACUACUGCUUUUUAUUUACAUGUUUAGAAAAUUGUAUAUACAUAUUUGUAUACCCAAACAGCUCUCAUAAGAUUACCUAAUAAAAGGUAAUUUGAAAAUCUU
Molecule: messenger RNA, 3665 nt
Organism: Odobenus rosmarus divergens (Pacific walrus)
Lineage: Eukaryota; Metazoa; Chordata; Mammalia; Carnivora; Odobenidae
Gene: MAMDC2
Product: MAM domain containing 2
Exons: 14
Coding region: 622-2679 (685 amino acids)
Cellular component (GO): membrane
Source: RefSeq, a predicted model, not a curated record